AUGGCAGAAAAAAGGUUCAUCGUGGAGGUGGAGAAAGCCACAGAGGGCUCAGAGGAAAGGCCAUCUAUGGGUCCUGUCUAUCGUAGCAUUUUCUGCAAUGAUCCAACUCCUCCUCCCAUUCAAGGUCUUGAAACAUGCUGGGAUAUUUUUAGGAUGUCGGUGGAGAAAUACCCUACAAAGCCAAUGCUUGGUGUUCGUGAAAUUGUGGAUGGGAAACCUGGCAAGUACAAGUGGCAAACUUACAAAGAGGUGUACGACAUGGUGGUUAUAGUUGGAAACUCCAUUCGUGCUUGUGGUUAUGGGGAUGGAGUAAAAUGUGGUAUUUAUGGUGCCAAUGGCCCAAAAUGGAUCAUGAGCAUGGAGGCUUGCAAUGCUCAUGGACUUUUCUGUGUUCCUUUAUACGAUACCUUGGGUGCUGGGGCUGUGGAAUUUAUUAUAAGCCAUGCAGAGGUCUCCAUUGCAUUUGUUGAAGAAAAGAAGAUACCUGAGCUAUUGAAGACAUUUCCAAAUGCAGCAAAAUAUAUCAAGACACUUGUGAGCUUUGGAGAUGUUACCCCUGAACAAAGGCAAGAACUUGAAAAGUUUGAGUUGACAAUCUAUUCAUGGAAUGAAUUUUUGAAAGUGGGUCAUGAUCAGACUUUUGAUCUUCCUGAGAAAAAGAAAAGUGACGUAUGUACAAUAAUGUAUACCAGUGGAACUACUGGUGACCCUAAGGGUGUGCUGAUCUCCAAUGAAAGCAUCAUUACACUUUUAGCUGGCAUUGAGAAAGUUCUGAAGAGUUGCAAUGAGAAACUGAGUGAGAAAGAUGUAUACUUAUCAUACCUUCCUCUUGCACAUAUAUUUGAUAGGGUCAUUGAGGAGGCAAUGAUAAUGCACGGUGCCUCAAUAGGUUUCUGGCGAGGAGAUGUCAGAUUGUUACUAGAAGACAUUGGGGAGCUAAAGCCAACCAUUUUCGUUGCAGUUCCCCGUGUGCUUGAUAGAGUAUACAAUGGUUUGACACAGAAGAUUUCUACAGGAGGAUUUAUAAAACAGACAGUGUUCAAUUUCGCCUACUCAUACAAGUUGCAUAACAUAAGUAAAGGGCAAAAUCAUGAUGAAGCAUCUCCACUAUUUGACAGAAUUGUAUUUAAUAAGGUGGUAAAGCAAGGUUUGGGGGGAAGAGUGCGUAUUAUUUUGUCUGGAGCAGCACCUCUAUCUAGACAUGUGGAAGGUUUUCUACGGGUGGUGACCUGUGCUCAUAUCCUACAAGGAUAUGGUCUAACUGAAACCUGUGCUGGAACCUUUGUGUCAUUGCCAAACCAUAAGGACAUGCUUGGAACAGUGGGGCCCCCUGUACCAUAUGUGGAUGUGUGCCUUGAAUCUAUUCCUGAAAUGGGAUAUGAUGCUCUUGCAAGCACUCCAAGAGGAGAAAUAUGUGUGAGGGGAAGAACUGUGUUCACAGGGUACUACAAACGUGAAGACCUAACCAAAGAGGUUAUGACCAAUGGAUGGUUCCACACAGGGGAUAUUGGAGAGUGGCAACCUAAUGGAACCAUGAAAAUUAUUGAUAGAAAAAAAAAUAUAUUUAAGCUUUCACAAGGAGAAUAUGUUGCUGUUGAACAUCUGGAGAAUAUUUAUGUUCAAGCUUCUGCUGUUGAUUCUAUAUGGAUUUAUGGGAAUAGUUUUGAGUCGUACCUAGUUGCUAUUAUUAACCCCAACAAGCCAGCACUUGAACAAUGGGCAGAAGAAAAUGAUAUAACUGCAAACUUCGAUUCUCUCUGUGAAGAUUCCAGGACAAAAACUUACAUAAUCGGAGAGCUCGUCAAGAUUGCGAAGGAUAAGAAGUUGAAAGGUUUUGAGUUUAUUAAAGCUGUUAAUCUUGACCCAGUUCCAUUUGACAUGGAACGUGGCCUUAUGACUCCAACAUUUAAGAAGAAAAGACCCGAAUUGCUUAAAUACUAUCAGUCUGGUUGCAAAAUAAAAGCACAAAAUUCAUAA
Molecule: messenger RNA, 1977 nt
Organism: Sphenostylis stenocarpa
Lineage: Eukaryota; Viridiplantae; Streptophyta; Magnoliopsida; Fabales; Fabaceae
Source: the annotation of a GenBank genome assembly